CACCAGAGAGGCAGGUCGGUGCAGACGGACCGGGGACAGGCUGCUUCUCUUCGGCCUCAACAUGGAGUUUUUACUGGGGAAUCCGUUCAGCACGCCGGUGGGUCAGCGGAUAGAAAGUGCGACCAACUCCAGCCUACCAUCAGACGACUGGGCCCUCAACAUGGACAUCUGCGACGCCAUCAACAGCGCAGAGGAAGGACCUAAAGACGCCGUCAGAGCCCUAAAGAAAAGGAUUAUGGGAAACAAGAACUUCAAGGAGGUCAUGCUGGCGCUCACGGUCCUGGAGACGUGUGUGAAGAACUGCGGCUACAGGUUCCACAUCCUGGUGACGACGCGGGAUUUCGUGGAGGGAGUGCUGGUGCGCGCGAUCAUCCCGAGGAACAACCCUCCUUUAGUCGUCCAUGACCGGGUGCUCAGCAUCAUACAGGCGUGGGCGGAUGCUUUCCGCAGCUCUCCAGACCUGACGGGCGUGGUGUCGGUGUACGAAGACCUGCGCAGGAAGGGGCUGGAGUUCCCCAUGACUGAGCUGGACGGGUACUCAUCUGACCAAGCACCCAAAAAGACUGCCCCUGUGAACGGUGCUGCUGUCACUACGCUCCUCUCUUCCAAACCUCCGCUCAUCCCUCCUCAGACAUCCGAGCUAAAGCUGGCCCUUGAGGGGAACAAUGCUCUGACUCCCAGCCAGAUCAAGCAGCUGAAGACAGAGCUGGGAGUGGUGCGAACCAACCUGACCAUGAUGUCAGACAUGAUGAGUCAGCUGGAUCCUGUCACUGUAAAGCAAGCUGACAUGGAGCUCCUGGAGCAGUUAUACUCAGUGUGUAAGGAAAUGCAGGACAGGAUUGUGAAGGUGGUGCCGCGGCUCAGCGAGGAGAAGCUGAUCGAAGAGCUGCUGGCGGCCAACGACGAGAUGAACACCGCCUUCACCCGCUACCAGAGGUUUGAGAGACGAAUACCCAAUGGGCACAACACAGCAGAGAAGAGUCACACAUACGUCAACCUCACAGACUUCGAUUUGACGCCUGAGUCCGGCGUUGCAUCCGUUACCAACGACAGCUCGUUCAGCCUCUCGAAAGGCGACAGUGUGUCCAGUCAGAUGGCGAGACUCAGUAUGAGUGAAUCAGAUGAAGCAUUAUCACCGAGAAUAAAUGCCUCAACUCAACAAAGACCAAGUGAUCAGAGUGAAGUGGACGGCCCGGCUCAGGACUCCAGACUACACAGCGCUGCAGCGGAGGACAGCCCGGCCUCCACCAGCAGCUCCUCUCCAAAGUUAGAUUGGAUGAUUAAAAGGGGAAUGAUUCCCAUCAACCAGAACACCGUGAUGGAUGAUAUUGAGAAAUGGCUAGAUCUGGAGGAUGAGUACGAUGACUUUGAGGAUUCAGACGGAGUGACCAGUGAAGAGUUCGACAAGUUUCUGGCGGGACGAGCAAAAGCCGCCGAGCGUCUCCCGUCUGUGCGAGCGUCCUCUCAGGAUAACAUCUCCGAGUCUUAACUACACUUAACACUAAUAGCACUCGUGAAGCUCCAGCUGCUGGGAAAUGAGGAUUUCUUUUAGACAAAUGGGCAUCACAACCCAUAUCUGAAGGACGCAUAGCUGUGUAUAAUACUGCUCUGUACUGCGGAGCAAACGUGUUUUUUUAACCGAUAAGAAUAAUGUUAUUUGAUGAAGGGAGGAGGUUCUCGGUGACGCCGUUGUGAGGGUUUGUCCAUGUGUGGGAUGCAAACAUUUGCACAUUUUAUAUGGUUACUUUCCUGCUGUUAAAAAGCAAAAGAGAUAAUAUUGUUAUGAGACUUUUGCAACAUAGAUGUAAUAUAUUGCUGUUAAAUAUAUAUAUGUAUAUUGUCAUGGUGAUGAGUAGCAGACACUGUCAGCUCGUACGUGAGAGAGGCUGGAAGGAGGAAGAUGGUGUUUUUUUACAUCCAGCAUUCCCCUGUGAAUAUGUCUUACUUGAAGUUCAACAGGAAGUCGUGGCACACUGCUGUCAUAUAUUAAACUGAAAUAUUAACUGGAA
This is a messenger RNA of Eleginops maclovinus (Patagonian blennie), 2009 nucleotides long. It is a transcript of the gene tom1, whose product is annotated as target of myb1 membrane trafficking protein. Bases 62 to 1489 code for a protein of 475 amino acids. Gene Ontology annotation, biological process: signal transduction. The transcript has 16 exons. NCBI's taxonomy places the organism in Eukaryota, Metazoa, Chordata, Actinopteri, Perciformes, Eleginopidae. Gene Ontology annotation, cellular component: membrane; endosome. Gene Ontology annotation, molecular function: phosphatidylinositol binding; clathrin binding; ubiquitin binding. The record is from RefSeq and is a predicted model, not a curated record.